Molecule: messenger RNA, 6246 nt
Organism: Ictalurus furcatus (blue catfish)
Lineage: Eukaryota; Metazoa; Chordata; Actinopteri; Siluriformes; Ictaluridae
Gene: fcho1
Product: FCH and mu domain containing endocytic adaptor 1
Exons: 28
Coding region: 2402-5770 (1122 amino acids)
Biological process (GO): clathrin-dependent endocytosis; clathrin coat assembly
Cellular component (GO): clathrin-coated pit; cytoplasm; plasma membrane
Source: RefSeq, a predicted model, not a curated record
GAGCUCUGUAUCACUCGUCCUCUUUAAAGGUCUCCUGAACCCCCGGGCGGAUUUAGAUCUAGGAAUUAGCCGUAAAUCGGCGUGACGGACGAGCGCUCCGGGAAGACUCUGCUGCACGGUUGCUUUUUAUUAUUUGUUUUAUUGCGUGCACUUUGUUGUCUGUCUGAUCUCAAGCGCCGCUCCGACGCCGUUAAUCCUCCUUUAAAGGGAGGACGCAGCGUGAGACGGAGAUGACGUGAGAAUGUUAGUUUCACCGCUCGCAUCGUCCUGAGGAAAGGACAACUUCAGUCUCGCCGCGUUCUUGACUUUAACGGAUAAUUAAGGCGAUGCUACCGUCAGUCCGCGAUAGUUAGGGGUCAAUAAUGCGAUGAUGUUAGCUUGCUAGCAAAUUUGGCUACUGAUUUUAAUUGUACACAAGCACAUUAUUUAAGGAGAAGCAGUACGUCGACCGUGAACACGUGAAAAUAAGGGCCAGUGGCGACGUGACGUUUUUUUACCGCGUAGAGAUGAUCUGUCGAAAUAAUCCCAAAUGUAUACCGGUGUCUGUUUUCGUCCGUGUUUGGUGCGUCGACUGUGCGCCAGCGUUUGUUUGUUUGUUUGUUAGUUUGUGGUGCGUUGUGUUGUGUUGUAGAGUUAAUGGAAAUAAUUCCUUAUCAGUGGGCAGGUUUAUUCAGAAGAUCAAUUUGAGGUUAAGAAGUUAAAGAAAUGAUCGGCACUUUAUGCAGAGAGAGAGAGAGAGAGAGAGGGAUGUGGAUAGAAAGAGACCGGGUGAGAGACAAAAAGAGAGGGAGACGUAGAGCGAAAUGAGCGAGAGACCGAUGGAGAGAGACGUAGCAAGAAGGAGUGAGAGACAUAGCAGGAGAGAGAUGUAGAGAGACGGAUGGAGAGAGAUAGCAGUAGAGAGACGGAUGGAGAGAGACAGCAGGAGAGAGUCAUAGAGAGAUGGAUGGAGAGAGAGAGCAGUAGAGAGACGGAUGGAGAGAGACAGCAGGAGAGAGUCAUAGAGAGACGGAUGGAGAGAGAUAGCAGUAGAGAGACGGAUGGAGAGAGACAGCAGGAGAGAGUCGUAGAGAGACGGAUGGAGAGAGACGUAGAUAAGAUGGCUGGAGAGAGACAGUAGGAGAGAGUCGUAGAGAGAUGGAUGGAGAGAGAGAGCAGUAGAGAGACGGAUGGAGAGAGACAGUAGGAGAGAGUCGUAGAGAGAUGCAUGGAGAGAGAGAGCAGUAGAGAGACGGAUGGAGAGAGACAGCAGGAGAGAGUCGUAGAGAGACGGAUGGAGAGAGACGUAGAUAAGAUGGCUGGAGAGAGACAGUAGGAGAGAGUCGUAGAGAGAUGGAUGGAGAGAGAGAGCAGUAGAGAGACGGAUGGAGAGAGACAGUAGGAGAGAGUCGUAGAGAGAUGGAUGGAGAGAGACGUAGAUAAGAUGGCUGGAGAGAGACAGUAGGAGAGAGUCGUAGAGAGAUGGAUGGAGAGAGAGAGCAGUAGAGAGACGGAUGGAGAGAGACACUAGGAGAGAGUCGUAGAGAGAUGGAUGGAGAGAGACGUAGAUAAGACGGCUGGAGAGAGAGAGACAGUAGGAGAGAGUCGUAGAGAGACGGAUGGAGAGAGACAGUAGGAGAGAGUCAUAGAGAGAUGAAUGGAGAGAGACGUAGAUAAGACGGAUGGAGAGGGAGACAGUAGGAGAGAGAUAGCAGUAGAGAGACGGAUGGAGAGAGACAGUAGGAGAGAGUCGUAGAGAGACGGAUGGAGAGAGACAGUAGGAGAGAGUCGUAGAGAGACGGAUGGAGAGAGACAGUAGGAGAGAGUCGUAGAGAGACGGAUGGAGAGAGACAGUAGGAGAGAGUCGUAGAGAGACGGAUGGAGAGAGAUAGCAGUAGAGAGAUGGAUGGAGAGAGAUAGCAGUAGAGAGAUGGAUGGAGAGAGAUAGCAGUAGAGAGAUGGAUGGAGAGAGACAGUAGGAGAGAGUCGUAGAGAGACUGAUGGAGAGAGAUAGCAGUGGAGAGUCAUAGAGAUACGGAUGGAAAGAGACAGGAGAGAGACAUAGAGAGUCGGAUGGAGAGAGACAUAGAGAGACGGAUGGAGAGAGACAGAGAGAGACGGAUGGAGAGAGACAUAGAGAGACGGAUGGAGAGAGACAUAGAGAGACGGAUGGAGAGAGACAUAGAGAGACGGAUGGAGAGAGACAUAGAGAGACGGAUGGAGAGAGACAUAGAGAGAAGGAGCGCGAGAGAUGUAGAGAAAAGAAGCGAGAGAUGGAGUGAGGGAGACAGCAGGAGAGAGACAUGGAGAGGACUGAGAGACAGAUGAGAGAGAUGUAGAGUGAAGGACGUCUGAAUUACACACCUGUGUUCAGGUUGUGUGGUGAUCAGCGUGAUCUGAAGCUCUGUAGAAAAGCCUCAAAAUGGAGAGCACGUACUUCAGGAACAAUUUCUGGGGGGAGAAGAAUGCGGGCUUUGACGUUCUCUACCACAACAUGAAGCACGGCCAGAUCGCCACCAAAGAGCUGGCGGAGUUUGUGAGAGAGAGGGCUGCCAUUGAGGAGACGUACUCCAAAUCCAUGAGCAAACUGGCAAAGUUGGCCAGCAAUGGAAGUCCGCUUGGCACAUUUGCCCCCAUGUGGGACUUGUUCCGGAUGUCGUCGGACAAAGUCGCCCUCUGCCACCUGGAGCUGAUGAGGAAGAUGAACGACCUCAUCCGUGACAUCAACAAGUACAGCGAGGAGCAGGUCAAAGUUCACCGUAAGACGAAGGAGGAGGUGGUGGGUACUCUGGAGGCGGUCCAGGCUCUGCAGGUACAGAACGGACACUUGCAGAAGGCCAGAGAGGGCUAUCACGCUAAAUGUACCGAGCUGGAACGGCUGCGCAAAGAAGGAGCUCCUCAGAAGGAGCUGGAGAAGGCUGAGCUGAAGUCUAAGAAGGCGGCCGAGUCGUUUUCAGCGUCUAUAGAUAAGUUUAACCGCACUGGAGGAGACUUUGAGCAGAAGAUGAGCGAGUCCGCACAGAAGUUCCAGGACAUCGAGGAGGACCACUUACGGAAGAUGAAGCAGCUGAUCAAGUCUUACUCGCAGUCCAUAGAGGACACGCACGUCCAAGUGGGACAGGUUCAUGAGGAGUUCAAGCAGAACGUGGAGAACAUCGGCAUCAGGAGUCUGAUUCAGAAGUUUACUGAGCAGAAGGGCACGGGAAAAGACCGGCCAGGCCCUGUGGGUUUUGAGGAGUUCCCGUCCACUCAAGCGUCCGACAAUAACAAGAAAAGCCGAGCAAAAGCAUUCAGGAUCCCCGGCCUGGGCAAGAGGGACAAAGAGCCAGACUUCACGGAUUCUGCGCUGACGGAUACACCAAAUUCGCCUCUGGAGGUAGACGACGAAGGCUUCGUGAUCCGCGCGGACGUCAGCCAGAACGGCUGCGCAGCCGACAAAGAGAACAACUUUUACUCCAGCGACUCGGACUACGACGACGAAGAGCCCAAGAAGUUCCACAUCCAGAUCCGGCCCGUGUGCAGCCGCAGCAACUCGGCCGCCAACGAGCUGGAGCUGAAGGCCAGCGUGGGGACCCUCACCCUGCCCCCUCACCCUGCGGCGACAACGAAGAGGCACAUUUCCCGAAACAUCAGUACAGCAGGUCGGUCGGAGGGAGAGGGCGAUGGCGCCCCCCACAGGGAAGGUGAAACUGAGGGUCUGUGCAGGUUCACCUCGAGUCCAAACCACAGCAGGUUGAGCUCCACAGCAUCUGGUUCAGAUUCACUCUUCGGUCCUCCUCUAGAAUCAGCCUUCAAAUCUCACAGCUUCUUGGGGCAAGAGCAGCUGCAGACCUCCGAAUACGCUGCUUUCUCCUCUGCUUCCUCGUCUCCUGAGAACGUGGAGGACUCGGGUUUGGACUCGCCUUCCCAUCAGCCCCUGGGAGCGUCCCCCGAGCCGACAGGCUGGGCGGCCUGGCCUUCGUCUUCUCAGCCCAAAGACUCUACGACCUCACGACGACCCGUUGACCCCUUCCUCGGGCGCGCACCUCUCGCUCAAGAGUGGCCGUCGUCCCAGCGGUCUCCCUUAGCUCCGCCCUAUACAGAAAGCUCCGCCUCCUCUUUCGCAUUUCCUUCCUUUUCCGGCAACGUGGAGCUGAGCGUCUGGAGCUGUAAACACAUCCCAACGGAGGACCCCUUCCUGGCUGCGUUCGAGCACCAACCCACUCGUCAGGAUGCUUGGGUAGCUCCGCCUGCUCCUCAAACUACCCACGAGGACCCGUUUGCCCCGCCCACAAACGGCACUAAAACCCUGCCUCCUCCUAGUUCCUCCUCUCGCAAGGACAGAGAUAGGAAACGAGAGCGCGGCGUGCCGCCUUCCGAUUCGCCCGACGAUCCCUUCGCCAUCACGAUGAUCGGCAGCCCGACGCACCAGUCGGCGCUGGCCACUCAGGGAGGAGGGAGUGGCUUAACUUGGGCGGUCGGUUCUAACUCCGCCCCUCCGGUCCAGCCGAAGAAGGAGUCCACGCACUGGGGGUCGGUGCACAACCCGUUCAGUGACGCGGCGCAGGACGGAGGCAGGAAGACGAGCAGAAACGGAGGAGAGAAGGAGCGCAGGAGCGGAGGGGAGGAUCAGAGACGGAGUGGACCACCGCUCACACGCCUCUCCGGCCCACAGGAGGACCUCUGCUUCUCCACGGACAAAGACCAGGACUGCCUGGACAUCAGCGGACACGCGGGUCCUCAGCGUAGGUUCAGUAAUGAGCUCCUGGUCUUGGCUCCUCCUCGUCCCGCUCGGUCCAAGCGUUCCUCGUCCAGACCGAGUGGAAGUGAACGGUCCAGGUCUUUGUGUUCGUCUCCUCUGCCCGAGCCCAGUCCUCCUCCGACGUCCUCCUCGUCCUCCUCCAGCCCCAGUGAUUGGGGGGGUCAGACACGUGCACCCAGUCCUGCACGAGGUUUGUCCCGAGGGCCGAGUCCCAUCUCUCUGAGCGCUCAGGAGUCGUGGCCGGUUGCUGCGGCUUUUACAGAAUACAUCAACGCUUACUUUAAAGGAGGAGAAAACAACCGGUGUCUGGUAAAGAUUACAGGUGACCUCACCAUGUCGUUCCCAGCCGGAAUCACUCGGAUAUUUGCCUCCAACCCCAGCCCGCCCGUGCUCAGCUUCCGAUUGGUCAGCAUCGCUCGAGUGGAUCGCUUCUUACCCAAUCAGAAGCUUCUGUACAGCGACCCGUCCCAGAACGACCCCGACUCCAAAGAUUUCUGGUUUAACAUGCAGGCCUUGACCCUUCACCUUCAGAGAGAGGCGGAGCUCAACCCACAAGCCUCGUACUACAACGUGGGGGUGCUGAAGUACCAGGUGUCGUCUCAGGACCCGGCUCGCGCUCCUCUGCUGCUGUCGGCCGAGUGCCAGCGCAGCGGUACGGUCACCCGCGUCGCCCUUGACUACCACUGUUGCCCAGCAACCGCUCCAGCCACUCAGCUCACGGCUGUGCAGGUGCUGCUACCGCUCGAUCCCACAGCCACCGACCUGCAGUGCCAACCACCCGCUACCUGGAACACUGAGGAGAAGAGACUGCUGUGGAAGCUGCCCAACCUCUCGCCCACCAACCACAGCAAAGGCUCGGGCACACUGUGUGCCAGCUGGCAGUGCCUGGAGGAGCCCCGUGGUCCUGCCCCGAACCUGGCCGUGCAGUUUGUGGGUACCGGAGCAUCUCUGUCAGGACUGGACCUGGAGCUGGUGGGUGGCCGAUACCGCAUGUCCCUGCUCAAGAAGAGAUUCGCCACUGGGAAGUACAUGGCCGGCUGUUUGUUGUAGGAGAACCUCGUCAUCUGUUUUCAUUUCUUCUUCCUGCUGGACAUAAAGUUUUGCACUUUUAUCACUAAAGUCCACGUCCGAGUGUUUUCUGAGGACCGAACACACACAGUAACAGACGUGGGACCUGGACAUUACCCAUGAUGCACUGCUGUGAGGAACACACACACACACACGCACGCACGGGAGAUCCACGAGGAUUAGGACUCAGCACUUCAGCACUUCGCUGCUCUCGAUGCUUUGACGUGUUCGUUCGUCUGACGCUUCAUCGGACCUGCGAUUGGGGGUUUUUUGGGCUUUUUUUUUUCUUUCUCUUUCCAUUUCCUGGAUGUUAUUUUUGAGCGAGCCGAGUGAAGAUGUGUAUAACGUCGACGUGAAUGUCAAACGAUCUUGUGUGUCUAUUAUAAUAAUAAUAAUAAUAAUAAUAACAAUAACAAUAAUACUGAGAACUUUAAUAUUCCAUCUUUGUAAAGACUGAA